Gopherus evgoodei (Goodes thornscrub tortoise) is the source of this 756-nucleotide messenger RNA. Its product is annotated as olfactory receptor 14A16-like. Gene Ontology annotation, cellular component: membrane. Gene Ontology annotation, biological process: G protein-coupled receptor signaling pathway. The transcript has a single exon. NCBI's taxonomy places the organism in Eukaryota, Metazoa, Chordata, Testudines, Testudinidae. The record is from RefSeq and is a predicted model, not a curated record. Gene Ontology annotation, molecular function: olfactory receptor activity; G protein-coupled receptor activity. The annotation marks the transcript as partial.
GACUUCGGCUCCAUCUCUGUCACCAUCCCCAAAUCCAUGGCCAAUUCCCUCACAAACACCAGAUCGAUUCCUUAUUCUGGAUGUGUUGCCCAAGUCUUUUUUUAUGUAUUCUUUGCUUCAGCAAAUUUUGCCUUACUUACCAUCAUGGCAUAUGGCCGAUAUGUUGCCAUCUGCCAACCACUGCACUAUGAGAUGGUUAUGACCAGGAGAGCUUUUGUCCAAAUGGCAGCCAGUGCCUGGAUCAGUGGUAUUCUCUACUCUGCACUGCACACUGGGAACACAUUUGCAAUAUCCUUCUGUGGAGGCAACAUGGUGGAUCAGUUCUUUUGUGAAAUCCCCCAGAUACUCAAGCUUGCCUGCUCUGACUCAUACCUUGGUGAAGUUGUUGUUAUUUCUUUUGGUGUGGUUUUAUUUUUAAUCUGCUUUGCUUUUAUAAUUGUGUCGUAUGCUCAGAUCUACAAAGCAGUGCUGAGAAUCCCUUCUGAGCAAGGCCGGUAUAAAGCCUUCUCCACCUGCCUCCCUCAUCUUAUUGUGGUCUCCUUAUUCCUUUUCACUGGCACCUUUGCCUUUCUGAAACCCACCUCCAACUCAACCUCAGAUCGGAAUCUCUUAGUGGCUGUUCUCUAUUCCAUAAUGCCCCCAGUGAUGAAUCCGGUCAUCUACAGCAUGAGAAACAAGGAAAUGAAAGGUGCACUCAGUAAACUGAUAGGUUGGAGGUUAUUCAGCAAGAAUAAAAUGUCUAUAUUUCUCCACUGA